AUGGGGCAAACGGCAACUGAAGCGGAUGAGGUCCAUCCCGUAGAGCUUUCAGUUUAUUCGAUAAUGUCAUCAGAACUUGACGAGUUAUACCAGUCAAUUGAUGAUCUGAGACAGUCGCAGGCGUUAUUGGUAUUAACUUUGCGGAAAUUACGCGAUUCGUUAAGAUCUGAACAUUCCAUAUUGCAAGAUAAAACGGAAAUGAUCCAACCCUUAAACCAAAUGAAAGAACUUGAUGAACGCUUGGCAAAGAUUAGAAAGAGAUUUGACUUAAUGUUGAGUAGAAAUAAUGUACUAGCUAAAUCAGAAGAGUAA
This is a messenger RNA of Naumovozyma castellii, 312 nucleotides long. RefSeq names its product Snn1p (gene SNN1). The record is from RefSeq and is a predicted model, not a curated record. Lineage: Eukaryota; Fungi; Ascomycota; Saccharomycetes; Saccharomycetales; Saccharomycetaceae. The transcript has a single exon. The coding region runs from base 1 to 312 and encodes 103 amino acids.